AACUUCAUCUUCUCGUUAACCGCUUCAGUACCAAGGACGAAGAAGAUUUUCAUCGCCAUUGAAACACGGAUUGGUCGCACAGGACGAACGUACGUCCGUAACUACGUUAAGAUUCGCGUUCUGCAACUCCACAUAGUAUAUAUAUGUGUACAUGCACAUGAUGGAGAGGAAGAAGCAUCUUUCCACCAUUGCUAACGAUGUCAUUCGAAGAUGCUCCGAAAUGCUGGGUACCUCCAUGGGUACUCUGGUUGAAGAAUUUGAUAGGGAGUGGGAGCCUGAUCAGAUGAGUGGCUAUUCGAGGAAACUGGUAGAAUUUUGCUGCUCUAAAGCGCUGACGGUUAUCUGCGGCGCCAUUGAUGAAGCAAUUACCGAUGGAACUUUCAGCCGAUUCACGUUUGAUAUGACGCUUGCUUGGGAGACGCCGAGCUCGGCCGAUGAAGAGUCCUUCAAUGAAUGUUUGGGGAAGGAGGGAGAGGAUAAGGAGGCUUCAAAAGUGACGAACCAGCUACAAGACGACAUUCCUCUGUUCUACUCUGACCUGAUGCCACUCCUUGUUGAUGGAGAGGCGAGUGCCGGAGAGGAUGCAUUUGUAUGGUUGGGAAGCCUUGUUCCUCUGGUUGCAGACAGAGUUAAUGGAAGAUUCACCUUUGAGACAUUGACUGCACCUACGGGGAAUCGGCUUCACUUUCCGGCAUAUGACAAAUUCUUGAAAGAAAUCCACAAAUGUAUAAAGCAUUUACAGAAACAAGACAUUCCCAAGGGGGUAGAGCUUGCAGAUGAUGAAUUUAUAUUGCACGUUGAAGGCACCGCAGGUUCGCAGAGAGUGGUGCGCCAUAUUGGAGGAGCUAGCUAUCCUGGCAGGUUGACACUGACAAACUACGCCCUUUACUUUGAGGCAUCAUCUGUCGUCUCCUAUGAAGAUGCUUUAAAACUUGAUCUAUCAAAAGAAACAGAGCGUAGCGUGAAACCUACGGCCACUGGCCCUUGGGGUGCUCCUCUUUUUGACAAAGCCAUAAUCUAUGAAUCCUCUGAACUGCAAGAAGGAGUGGUUUUAGAGUUCCCGGAGAUGACAAGCUCAACAAGGCGAAACCAUUGGCUUGCUCUUAUAAAGGAGGUUAUGUUACUCCACAAAUUUCUGUCGGAGUUCAAAGUCGAGUCACCACUAGAAGUGUGGGAAAUGCAUGCGAGGACCAUAUUAGGAAUUGUACGUCUUCAUGCCGCAAGAGAAAUGCUCAGAAUUGCACCUCCAGAGCCCAAAAGCUUUCUGAUAUUUGCCUUGCUGGAUGAACUGCCAAAAGGGGACUAUGUGCUGCAGGAGCUCGCCGAGAGUGUUAAGAAUUUUACGACGGGGCAUCCCUGCACUGCCAGUUCAGUUCUCAGGAACUUGAAUGUCUCCCAGCCUUAUGUUUCUUUCUUACAGGCACAAAAAAUCAGUGACAAUAAUGAAGCUGUUCAGUCUGAAAAUGUAUCGUCCCUUGAAACAGCCAUUGAUCAAGUGCGCGAGGAGGCGAAAGAAAUGGUCCAGGCUAAAGCCACUGCCGAGGGACUAAAGGAAGAAGGCAUCACUGAAAGUGCACAAAUUCUUCUGGGGCUAGUUAGACCAUUUGGAAGAUUGGUUCCCUGGCUGCAAGGAAUUAUUACAUGGCAACACCCGAAGAUCACCUGGGCCGUGAUUGCCACGAGCUUGGUGGUAGUCUACAAAGAAUGGAUUGGCCUGGUUAUAUCGGCAGUUUUGUUGUGGGGUGUCGUGAAGAUGAUACAAGCUCGGCAAGGAAAGAUUCCGGUAAAGCAAGACAAAAUUGUUAUCCGCACUGGUUCUGAGCAGACGACAAUGGAGAGCAUUGUGUCGGCGCAACAGGAGAUAAAAAGAUUACACGAAAUGAUGCAGCAAACCAAUAUAGCAUUGCUUAAAGUGUGGUCUAUACUGAUCUCAAAAGCUCCAAAGCAUACGAAUCGAGUGAUGAUCAUCAUGAGCUGCUGUGCAGUUCUGCUAUGCGUGGUGCCAUUCAAGCUCAUCCUAAUGAGUUCGAUCUCGUAUGGUUUCUUCACGACGUCGAGGAUCGGGAAGUGUAUGCAAAGCAAAGAAGGCAACCGGCGACUGAGGGAGUGGUGGGACUCCAUUCCUGUCCUCCCUGUCGAGGUUCUUGGCAAUGAAUCCAAGUAACUAACUGGUUGAGAUUCCUUCACCAUCAAGGAGGUCAAUUGGUUGCAGCAGCUACUCAAGGGGAUGAUAUGCAUGUUUGCGAAUUGUGAUGUGAUUCAAUAGAGCAGCAGUGGUUGUCUGUAGAGUUCUCUUAUUUCACACACACACACACACAUAUAUAUAUAUAUAUAUAUAGACUGUAGUAUAUAUGUACAUAUAUACACCAAGGAUUGAAACUCCCAGUUAUCUUCAAUCAUAUUAUAUUAUCUCUUUGCAAGA
Messenger RNA from Andrographis paniculata, 2422 nucleotides. RefSeq lists its product as uncharacterized. Bases 152 to 2164 code for a protein of 670 amino acids. The transcript has 11 exons. Lineage: Eukaryota; Viridiplantae; Streptophyta; Magnoliopsida; Lamiales; Acanthaceae. The record is from RefSeq and is a predicted model, not a curated record.